Annulohypoxylon maeteangense is the source of this 1378-nucleotide messenger RNA. Its product is annotated as glycerate dehydrogenase. The transcript has a single exon. The record is from RefSeq and is a predicted model, not a curated record. NCBI's taxonomy places the organism in Eukaryota, Fungi, Ascomycota, Sordariomycetes, Xylariales, Hypoxylaceae. Gene Ontology annotation, molecular function: oxidoreductase activity, acting on the CH-OH group of donors, NAD or NADP as acceptor; NAD binding. Bases 65 to 1297 code for a protein of 410 amino acids.
ACUAAAUGACAACAAUAUCGACUUACCAUUGCGAUCAGCCUAGUUUCUUCAAAGACACGCAGUCAUGUUAAAUAGAAGUUUAUUAUUACAGAGCUUUCGCCUCAACCCUUCUGUCCGGGCUUGGUGUAACACAGCAUGUAUACGAUCAAUCACAACUCAAUCCCGACCAUCACUAGCUAUUCUAGACGACUACCUAGACAUAGCCAAACCCCACUUCACCCACAUACCCUCAUCCCAACUCUCCAUUACCACCUUCCACGAUACCCUCCCCGCCUUCAACCACCCCCACACCACCCCCACCAACAAACAGGCUCUCAUCGAUCGUCUGAAACCCUUCACCAUCAUCUCAUGCAUGCGAGAACGCACUCCAUUCCCAGGCGACCUCCUUCGCGCCCUCCCUAACCUUAAGCUCCUACUCGCCACAGGAACACAGUUCGAAACCUUCGACCUGAAAACGGCUUCGCACCUCGGCAUCCGAGUCGCGGCGGCGCCGGGCCGGGGCCUCACAGAUGGGAGGCUCUCGGCCCGCCCGCCGCGCCCGAGGCUCGAUAUCAAGAAAGGAGGAAACCACCCGACGACGCAGCACGCAUGGGCGCUGAUCCUGGCGCUCGCGCGUAAUGUCGCGGCUGAUGACGCGGCGAUGAAGGGGCCGGCGAAGGGGUGGCAGUCGCGGCUUGCGCUCGGGUUGACGGGCGCGACGCUAGGCGUGGUGGGGCUGGGCCGGUUAGGGGCCGCCGUGGCGCGGGUCGCGAGUCUGGCGUGGGGUAUGCGGGUGUUAUGCUGGAGCGAGAACCUGACGCAGGAGAAAGCGGACCGGAAGGCUGAGGAGGUCGGGGUUCCGGUUUACGGCGGGUACGCGCUCGAGCCGGAGGCUCCGACUUUUCGGGCCGUGGGGAAGGCGGAGUUGUUUCGCGCGGCGGAUGUGGUGAGUUUGCAUUACGUGCUUAGUGAGCGGUCGCGUGGGAUUGUGGGGAGGAGGGAGUUGACGUGGAUGAGGGGUGAGGCGAUACUGGUUAAUACGUCGAGGGGGGCGUUGGUUGAUGAUGUUGCGUUGUUUGAGGCGUUGGAGAGUGGGAGGAUACGCGGUGCGGCGUUGGAUGUUUUUGAUGUUGAGCCCUUGCCGGUUGAGAGUCCUUGGAGGUCGACAAAAUGGGGGACCCAGGGGAGAAGUAAUUUGGUUAUUACGCCUCAUAUGGGGUAUGUGGAAGAGGGCAUCAUGCAUACUUGGUAUGAAGAGACGGCUGAGAAUUUGGAGCGCUGGCUUCGAGGAGAUUCCCUGCUUCAUAGUCUUAAUUAGACAGACUUUUCGGCAUUGUGAGUUUCUAGGUCUAGGGUUAUUUUCAAUUCAUCACGGUGUCAAUUGACAUUUAUACCAUUC